GUUCGAGAUUCUCUGCACUCCACCGCCAUUGGCGAAGGUCCACUGGUUUUCUGUAUCAUUACGAUGUUUGGCCUGUCUGACAUCCAGAACAUCGACACACACGGUAAGAUGAGUAGGGCUCUCUUUUAAGUGGAAGAUGUGGAUAUGUAACGAGGUGAAAAUGUUGUUGCACAUGUUUUAAAGGAAAUUGUAGCGCUUCUUUCGGAUCAUUAAAAUGAUUUUAAUAACCUUAACGACAGGAACAGUAUUGUAUUUUGUCGCACUAGAUUUAACUCGUUCAAAACAUUGACGCUUCAAAGUUUGGCGUCUGAGAAAGUACAUAAUCACGGAUUCAUGUGACUCAGCCAGUGUCACUUUGUUGCGUGAAUUAAAGGCAGAUUCGAACUUAACGACCUUAAGUUGCACCGGUAUAAGAUGAAGUUUUCGUGUUCUGUCUUAACUUUCUUAUCAAGUGAAUCUAAUACGACCUCGACCGACUACGCCAUUCGAUUUUCACAAAUUAUUAUAACUACAUUAAAUUUCAAGAAUACAAAACUGAAUGCUCAUGCAUCACAGCUUGGACUGACAAGUCUCCCCUCUCUCGAUUGGGAAAUGUUAACGCUUUAACAUGUACCCCCUACGGUUGA
Molecule: messenger RNA, 626 nt
Organism: Pocillopora meandrina
Lineage: Eukaryota; Metazoa; Cnidaria; Anthozoa; Scleractinia; Pocilloporidae
Source: the annotation of a GenBank genome assembly